AUGUCCCAUGGAAUUGUAGUUUCCCAAAGAGGGACCCUCUCCCACCCGGCCCCGCAUCCCGGGCACGACCGCUGCUCUCCGCGGCCGGGGGGGCCGGGCGGGCUCCCCCGCGGGGCCGGGGCUGGGCCGGCGGCGGUGCCGUGUCCCGUCCCCCCCGCGGCGGCCGGGCCCGUCCCCUCCCACCGUGGAGCCAAGUUCAAACCGCGGGCCCCGGCGCAGCGGGACGGGGCCGGACCGGGCUCCCCGGGACCGCCGCGCCCGCGGGGCUCCAUGAUUUUCCCCCGGGUGCUGUCCUGUGCUGUUCUGCUGCUCCUGCUGGUGGCCGUGCUGAGCAGAGGCAGGAGGUGCAGCAUCGCCAAAAUCCUGCGGCAGUACCGCGCUGUCAUCUUCCAUGAGCUCCAGAACCUGAGGAACCUGACUGGGUCGGUGUACAGGAGCGGGAGGGCCGGGCCCGCUUGUCGUUCGGACAAGGACCAGAAGAUCCUGCUGUCCAUCUACAACAUCAGCAUGUCCCUGCGGGAGGUGGGGGCCGGCACCCUGCAGGGCCCUGAGGAGCUGGCGGUCUGGAGGGUGGCCAGGAACACCAACUUUGUGCUCCGGGAGAACUGCAGGAAAAUCAGCAAGAUCGCAGCGCGCAGCGCCCCGGUACCGCGGCGGCGCGGGGCAGCCGGCCGCAGGAGGCAGCAGCUGCGGGACCUCGGCAGGAAGGCGGAGAGGCUGGCGAACUGCUGGGAGAAGCUCAACGCCCUGCACGCUCCCCGCCGAACUUCCUGGGACUCGUAGUGACGCCCUGGCCGCACGCCGGGGGAUGGAUGUGCUGCUCCAGCCCCGGGGCUUUUUUGGAAGGACAUUUCCCCUGGAGCACCAGCCAGGAGGGACCUGCAGUGUGCCCCUGCCUCAGUUUCCCCAGCCCGUCUCCGGCCGUGUGGCUGCUGUCCCAGCCCUGAGGGGCUGUGGAGGACACGAGAUGGCAGCAGCGGGCUGUGUGUGCUGAGCGGAGCCAGGCACUGCCCACGCCGGGAGUUCCCAUGGCCACACCAGCAUCGCCGGCCCUCGUCCCCGCCGAGCUCGGCCACCGACCCCGGGCCGGGCAGGGCUGUGGCCAGGGGGGCACAGAGCGCUGCAGUGAGUGGGGUACCCCCCAUGCCCUGGAGGGAGGUGGGGGUCGUCUUUCCCUGGGGGUUUCUGGGGCUUCAAACUAGGAAGGGGGGAUUCGGGGAGGGAAAGGCCAGGAGUGCUCAGGGUCCUUGCCCAGCCCCUGCCUCUGGGAACUGGGCAGGCAGGAGCUGGAAGGGCUUCAUGGCCAGGGGAGGGUGAGUGCCCUGCCCUGGGCACAGCAGAGUCCCUGGGGUGUAGCAGGGUGCAGGCAGGAUGGGUUGAUUUGAUGGGGCAGGAGAGGGACCCUGGUCUGGGGGUCAGAGCAGGGGGUGCAGCCUGGCAAUGCUGCUCUUGUGGGGUCCCUGGAAGAUGCUCUCUGCCUGGCAUGGGGCUGGCUGGCACCAGGGGCCCUCCAGGGAGCCACAGCUCAGCACAUCCCGAUGCCAGAGGCCUCCUGGAGCCGUGCUCCUGCCUGGCUGGCCCCAUGAUGCCUGGGCUCCUUCCUCUCAGCUCCAUCCUCCUCCUCGGCAGCCAGCACUGCCCUUUCUGCUGCCCCCACAGGAGGUUUUGCACUGGUUCCGUUCUUAGGUUUUUUUUCUUAUUCUUCCUCCCUUAUCCCAACCGCGGUCCCUCCACAAACCACUAGCAUCCCAAAAUAGCCCUACUGACACUUGAUACCCCACAGAUGAGGCUGGGGGCCACGGCAGGACCUGAUAGCUCAGGCACCAGCAGGAUGGGGACACUGGCUUGGGACAGGGUCACUCCCAGCCUUUCUCUUUAUCAAGGCUGGAGCAAAGUCCCCCCUUCAGUGACCUGUCAGCACCUUCCCAGAUAAACCAGAGCAAAAACCACCUCCCUUUACUACCCUUCCCUCACAGGCAGCUGCUGCUGGAAACCUGGUGUGGCAGUGGGAGUGAGUGCAUGGAAAGGAAGGAAAGAGUGAAGGAAGAAGCAGCAGGGAGGGAGGGGGAAAAACGAGGUCGUUGUGAUGGUGGAAUCACUGCAAAAACAGCCGGAAAAAGGAAACAGGCCCUGAAAAGUCAAAUAAAAAUAGCAGCGAGGCGAACCCAAGUGUGCAGCACAUGGGAGUGAGCGCAUUUCCUUCGAGGGCAGCUCCGCGCACUCCCGGCUGCUCCGGGAGGGCGGCUCUCAUGUGGCUCCAGCCGCUGCCAUGGCCCCCAGUCCCCCCGUGCUGUGCCAGGCACUCAGAGCAGCUCAGGGCCCAGCCAGCUCCUGCCUCACCCGGGGUCCCUGUGUGCCCUCGUGCAAGCCCUGCAGGGAUGUGGCAGGGGCUGCACACGGGUGCUGGAGCCGAGGGCAUGCAGGGGCUGGGGGCUCCUGGCCGUGCCCACAGCCCCGCCUCCUGCCCUGUGCCCGGCUCGCUUUGCCAGAUGCAUCCGAGCACUGUGAGAGCAGCACAAUCCCGGCUUCCUCCCCUCCCCGCUUGUUUUGCAAUCACAGCAGGGUCCCGCUGGGAAAUGGGGGUUGGUGGAGUGGCUGCGGGGACAGGGAUAGAGGCGAGGAUGGGGACUGGUGCUCCUUGCCAGGACCACUGGGCUGUUCCCAGCCCGGGUCGGGGCUAAGCUCAGCGGCAGUAGCAGAGGCCAGUGCGGGGGGCACUGUUCUGGGGGACAGUGAUGGGGGAUUAGAGUGGGGUACCGUGUCCAGGGCCCAUACAGGGGGCAAUGCCCGGGUGCUGUGCUGUGGGUCCACACCAGGGUGCCGUGCCCAGGAACUGUGCGUGGGGAGCUUUGCCACACUGGGGGACCAUGCCUGGGGGAUAGGGGCUGCUGUGGUUCUGCAGAGGCACGUUUCAGCCCUCCUCACCACCACUGUCCCACCGAAACGCAGCUGUCCCUGAGCCAUCACCAUCUUGGGGUGCCAGCAGCCCCUCUUGGCUCUGGGGGACCCUUGCCCACAUAAACCUCUGCUUCAAUCCUCACUCCUUCUGCAGCGGGGCUGGGGGCCCAGCCCCUGGCAGCCCUGGCACACGCAGGCUGUGUCUGAUGGAGCAGAGCAGCGUUUUGUUCUCUCCCAUCUCCCUGCAGCUUCGUGAAGCUGCUGAAAGCCCAGAUUUACAGUGUGAUAAACGCUGGAGGCUCUGCAAAAUAUCUAACUGCUCCAUCCUUUGGGGAGAGGUUGGUUUGGAGGAGCGGGGAGCUCUGGGCAGCACACCCGGAGGCAGAACAGCACAGUGGGUCUCAGGGAGGAGGGAUGGCCAGGGCUGAUGGAGCUGUGCCAUGACCCAGGUGGGUCCCGGCACUCCUGGCCAUGGGUCACUGGGUGCCUAAGCCCCUGUGGGCAGUGGG
This is a messenger RNA of Serinus canaria (Common canary), 3407 nucleotides long. RefSeq names its product chromosome 20 C20orf204 homolog (gene C20H20orf204). Bases 1 to 783 code for a protein of 260 amino acids. Lineage: Eukaryota; Metazoa; Chordata; Aves; Passeriformes; Fringillidae. The record is from RefSeq and is a predicted model, not a curated record. The transcript has 6 exons.